AUGACCACCAGCGCCGGCGCGCCGGUGGCCGACAACCAGAACGCCCUCACCGCCGGAGAACGCGGGCCGAUCCUGCUGCAGGACUACCAGCUCAUCGAAAAGCUCGCCCAUCAGAACCGCGAGCGCAUUCCCGAGCGGGUGGUGCACGCCAAGGGCUGGGGCGCGUACGGGACCUUCACCGUCAACCACGACAUCUCGCGCUACACCCGGGCCAGGGUCCUCCAGCCCGGGGCCGAAUGCGAGGUGCUGGUCGCGGUUCUCCACCGUGGCCGGUGA
This is a messenger RNA of Geodia barretti, 276 nucleotides long. Lineage: Eukaryota; Metazoa; Porifera; Demospongiae; Tetractinellida; Geodiidae. The record is from the annotation of a GenBank genome assembly.